Messenger RNA from Nematocida major, 615 nucleotides. Its product is annotated as dihydrofolate reductase. The transcript has a single exon. The record is from RefSeq and is a predicted model, not a curated record. Gene Ontology annotation, biological process: glycine biosynthetic process; dihydrofolate metabolic process; tetrahydrofolate biosynthetic process. Gene Ontology annotation, molecular function: NADP binding; dihydrofolate reductase activity. Bases 1 to 615 code for a protein of 204 amino acids. NCBI's taxonomy places the organism in Eukaryota, Fungi, Microsporidia.
AUGAUCACAAUUCUUGCAGCAUAUUCUAAAAGCACAGGCGCAAUAGGACUGAAGGGAAAACUUCCGUGGCCACUUCUUAAAACAGACUUCCUUUUCAUGAAGCACAUAACCACAAAAGAGUUUACAGGAGUAAUCAUGGGCCGGAAGACUUUUGAGUCAAUAGGAAAGCCCCUCCCAAACAGAACAAAUAUGGUCCUGACGUCGCGCGAGACUCCGCCCGAGAAAGGCCCAAACUACAGCGUAUACUACGUGCAGAGCCUGGACAAGGCCGUGCACAUGUGCAGGGCUCUCUGCAUUCGCCCUGUGAUAUUCGGGGGACAUUCUGUCUACAAAGAGGCACUGGAGAAGUACGAGUGCGACGUAUACAUAACAGAGAUAUACGAUACUUUCGAGGGAGACGCACACUUUCCCGUGGGCCUCAUCGACAGUGCGCCCCUAAGAAAUAAGACGGAGGAGACGCUGAAAGAGCUGGGAAUUGAAAAAAGCAUGCACGAGUGCUCGCAGAAGGAAGAGUGUCCUUUCAAGGAGGAGUCCCAAAAAGGCUCUCUAAUAUGCGAGAAUGGCGUGCACUAUGCGUUUAUGCACGGCGUAUUUUCACCGCACAAAAAAUCUUAA